Notechis scutatus (mainland tiger snake) is the source of this 1648-nucleotide messenger RNA. It is a transcript of the gene AGPAT4, whose product is annotated as 1-acylglycerol-3-phosphate O-acyltransferase 4. The record is from RefSeq and is a predicted model, not a curated record. Gene Ontology annotation, molecular function: 1-acylglycerol-3-phosphate O-acyltransferase activity. Gene Ontology annotation, cellular component: endomembrane system; mitochondrial outer membrane. NCBI's taxonomy places the organism in Eukaryota, Metazoa, Chordata, Lepidosauria, Squamata, Elapidae.
CGUCGGUUGAUUUUCUUCGCUGGGUCGAAGAAGCGGCGACGAGCCGGCUGGCGCUCCACUUCUUCGGAACAUCGAUGUUAGCGGCGGGUGAGCCCGAGGCACGCGUGGGUUUUGUUGCUUUACCGUUCCAAAUUUGAGCACUGUUCUCUCCUUUUCUGGAGGAUUUGCCUUGCUGCCUUAAACCAUGGACAUCAUGGGAUUUCUGAAGUCUCAAUUCAUUUGUCAUCUUAUUCUCAGUUAUGUAUUUAUAAUGUCAGGGUUGAUAAUCAACCUCAUUCAACUCUUCACGCUAAUUCUCUGGCCAUUCAACAAGCAACUUUUCAGAAAAAUCAACUGCAAGCUGUCAUAUUCUCUUUCAAGCCAGUUGGUGGUGCUGCUGGAAUGGUGGUCAGGCACUACCUGUAGCAUCCACAUAGAUGAACAAUCAAAGCACAACAUUGGGAAAGAGAAUGCCAUUGUCAUCCUUAAUCACAACUUUGAAAUCGAUUUUGUCUGUGGUUGGAGCUGUUGUGAAAAAUUUGGGGUUCUGGGGAGUUCCAAAGUCUUUGCCAAGAAAGAACUUUCCUACAUGCCGAUCAUUGGCUGGAUGUGGUACUUCUUAGAGAUGGUGUUCUGCAAGCGAAAAUGGGGAGAGGAUCGGAAAACUGUCAUGCGCAGCCUGCUCAAUCUCCGAGAUUAUCCUGAAUACUUCUGGUUUUUGAUUCACUGUGAAGGCACAAGAUUUACCGAGCAAAAACAUGAAAUCAGCAUGCAGGUGGCUGAAGCUAAAGGCUUGCCAAAGCUCAAACAUCACCUCCUCCCGCGAACCAAAGGAUUUGCUCUCACCGUCCAAUGUUUGAGAAAUGUAGUUUCAGCUGUAUAUGAUUCUACGCUGAACUUCAGAAAUAAUGAAAAUCCAACACUACUCGGAAUUUUACAUGGGAAGAAAUACCAUGCAGAUUUAUAUGUAAGGCGGAUUCCAUUAGAGGAGGUUCCAGAAGGCGACCAGGAGUGUUCUGAUUGGCUUUACAAACUCUACCAAGAAAAGGAUAUCAUCCAAGAAGAAUAUUACAGGACAGGAAGAUAUCCAGAGAACUCUACUGUGCUUCCUCGGCGGCCAUGGCCUCUCUUGAAUUGGCUUUUCUGGGCCUUGUUGCUACUCUACCCUUUAUUCAAGCUGCUCAUCAACAUGAUCAGCAGUGGCUCAUACCUGACACUUGCCACUGUAGCCUCUGUCUUGAUUGCAGUUUCAGUUGGUGUUCGAUGGAUGAUAGGAGUAACAGAAAUUAACAAAGGCUCAACUUACGGCCACCAGGGACACAAGGAGAAGCAAAAGUGAAAAUCUCCAGAGACUGCUUCAUACCCAAAGGGAACAAGCUAGUGAACUGCUGUGAACAGUCUUCAGUCAUGAAGACCAGGAAUCUGUUAGAGAAAGCUGAUGCCUCCACUGAAGUCACAUCUCUUCAUCUCUUCUCUUAUCCAUCUCCUCCGAUUCUCCAGCUGGCAACAAAAGUCAAUAUUCUGCAAUUUAUUUUAUUUUAUUUUUCUAUACUUUUCUUUAAUUCAGAUUUUCCAGAGAAACCAUUCUUUUUUUUAAUUAACGAAGAGAAAGUAUGCAGACAUAGUAUUAGGAAGGAAGCAAAUGAAUGAAUGAAUAUUUUUUUUUUCU